Molecule: messenger RNA, 4156 nt
Organism: Tinamus guttatus (white-throated tinamou)
Lineage: Eukaryota; Metazoa; Chordata; Aves; Tinamiformes; Tinamidae
Source: RefSeq, a predicted model, not a curated record
AUGAGUGCAGCGGGGAAGAGAAGAGGAAGGCCCAAUAGAGGAGGAGGAAGAGGACGAGGAGGAGGAGGAGAUAAAAGAAGAGGAGGAGGCAGAGGAGGAGGCAGCAGCCGUUCAAACAAGUCCCAACUCGGUGGAAAUAGGAAAUGCUCAACAAAAAUUUGGGAUGAUGGGGAUGACUUUUGUCUCUUCGAGGAACCAAGGUAGGAAUCCAGAGUUAGUGCCCCUGCCAGAAGAGGAGGGCAAGGAAGACAAAGAGCAGAAGCCAGAAUGCCUCUGCAGACCAUACACAUGACAUCGGAGAACCAGAGAAGAGUGAAAGAACUUCUUCGAGAGCUUCAAGGGCAGGAGCUGGCACCUGAAUCAGAAGUAGCAGGUUCUGAUGAAGAUGAUGAUGAACCUGAUUACCUUGAUGAUGAGCAAUGCUGGUCUACAGAUCAAGAAGUUUCUGACAUAACUCCAAGGUCUUCUGCUGAACUGGCUGAACACAAAGUCGUGGAAAGUGAGGUGUCUCUGUUUGCUGUGCAUAAACUGUCCAGGUAUGGUUUUGACAGGGAACGUUGCAGGACGGUGCUGAGAUCCUGCAACGGGAAUAUCGGGGCGUCGCUGGAGUGUUUGUUGUCGCAGUGCUUUGCAGAAAGAUUCGGGGAGAAGGUGCAGGUUUCUGCAGCAGCUGUUGAGGCCAGUCGAGAAGAAUGUUUAGAACAGAGACAAGAAGAAGCUUUUGUGCUGCGGUCAAUCUACGGAGAAAAAUUUGUAGAAAGAAUUCAAAACCGAGUUUGGACUUUUGGUUUGGAACUGGAGUACCUAACGAACAGCCUGGACAAAUCUAAACAAAAGGAUGGCUCUACUAGAGACUCAACAAAGCAGACUUCACAAGAAACAUGUAGAUUUUACAUCCAAGGAAGCUGCAGGUUUGGUUCAAAAUGCAGAUUCAGGCAUGAAGCUCCUCCACAUCAUCCAGCUAAGAGCUGUGCGGAUGCUCAUCUCAGACCUAACAGCGAUGACUCUCCCAUGUAUGAACUUGAAAUAAGAUUUCCUGAGGACAAUAAGUAUCCGUUCCAGGCACCUCUUGUGGCAUUUUAUUCCACCAAUGAGAAUCUACCUCUUGCCUGUCGUUUGCACAUUGCCGAAUUCCUCUUUGGGAAAGCCUUGGCAGCUGCGGAGUCCAGCGAACCAGUGGUGUACACGUUAGUGACUUCCUUAGAAGAUGAAUCAGAAAUAUGCGAGAUGCUUAAAAAUACUCACCACAAGUACAGUGUUCCUCCUGUGUCCCUGCAGGCAGUGCCUUCAGGAAGACUGCUGACAGAUAGUUCAUCUGAUUCAAAUCAGGUGUCAGAAGUCUCUGUAGUGUCAGAGCCUCAGAAGGAAGAGGAGGUGGCAGAGGAGGAGGAGGAGGAAGAUGAGCCUGAACAAGUUAUUGUGGAGAAUGAGAGUUAUGUAAAUCUCAGAAAAAAGCUUUCCAGGAAGUAUGAUACACAGGCAAAGUCUCUGCAUAAUGAAAAUGUUAAAAUCUGCAAGCAAUUUCGGCUGAAAAAGUCUUCCAGGCACUUCCAGUCCAUGUUGCAGGAAAGACAGAAGCUCCCUGCGUGGCAAGAAAGGGAAACCAUUCUUGAUUUGCUGAAGAGCCACCAAGUUCUUGUUGUGAGUGGCAUGACAGGAUGUGGGAAAACCACUCAGAUUCCUCAGUUUAUUUUGGAUGCUUCAUUGCAAGGCUCUCCAGACAGAGUUGCAAACAUCAUCUGCACUCAGCCUCGCAGGAUUUCUGCCAUUUCUGUGGCUGAACGUGUAGCCAAAGAAAGAACAGAAAGGAUUGGGAUCACUGUUGGAUAUCAAAUACGACUAGAAAGUGUAAAGUCCUCAGCUACCAGACUGUUGUAUUGUACUACUGGUGUGCUGCUGAGAAGGCUGGAAGGAGAUCUGGCUUUGCAGGGAGUCACACAUGUUAUUGUGGAUGAAGUUCAUGAAAGAACAGAAGAAAGUGACUUCCUGCUGCUGGUUUUGAAGGAUGUCAUGUUGCAGAGACCAGACCUGCGCAUUAUACUCAUGAGUGCUACCUUGAACGCGGAGCUUUUUUCACAAUACUUUCAAUCCUGUCCAAUUAUUAACAUACCAGGCCGAACGUUUCCUGUGGAUCAGUAUUUCCUGGAAGAUGUGAUUGCAAUGACAAGGUAUGUCUUAGAGGACAGCAGUCCCUAUAGGCGCAAGACAAAGCAAGAAAACAAACAGACUGAAAGACAUAAAAGAACUGCAUUUGAGGAAGUAGAGGAGGAUCUGCGACGUGCUGGCAUCCUGGGAGAGGCUGAUACAGCCAUCAGGGAUUCAGACCCAGACCAAAAAUUAACCCUAAAGCAGCUCCUGGCAAGAUACAAAGGAGUUAACAAGACAGUGCUGAAAACAAUGUCUGUCAUGGACUUGGAUAAAGUUAAUCUGGAGUUAAUUGAAGCCUUGCUGGAGUGGAUACUCACAGGCAGACAUUCAUACCCCCCAGGUGCUGUGUUGGUAUUUUUGCCUGGACUAGCAGAAAUCAAGAUGCUUUAUGAGCAGCUCCAGUCUAACGCUCUUUUCAAUAAUAGGCACAGCAAUAGGUGUGUGGUUUUUCCACUUCAUUCCUCACUGUCCAGUGAAGAACAGCAGUCUGUGUUCCUCAAGCCUCCUGCAGGAGUUACCAAGAUCAUCAUCUCUACAAACAUUGCAGAAACAUCCGUCACCAUUGAUGAUGUGGUUUAUGUGAUUGACUCUGGCAAAAUGAAAGAGAAAAGAUACGACCCAAGGAAAGGAAUGGAAAGUUUGGAAGACACGUUCGUGUCCAGGGCCAAUGCUUUGCAAAGGAAAGGGCGAGCAGGCCGCGUGGCUUCGGGCGUCUGCUUUCAUCUUUUCAGUAGCCAUCACUAUAACCACCUCCUCAUAAAAGAGCAGUUACCAGAAAUACAGAGGGUGCCCCUGGAGCAGCUGUGUCUGAGAAUUAAGAUUCUGGAGAUGUUUUCUGCACAGAGCCUUCAUUCUGUCCUGUCGCGAUUAAUCGAGCCCCCAAGAGCCGAGUCUUUGCAGGCGUCAAAGCUGAGGUUAAAGGACCUGGGAGCGCUGACGUCGGACGAGAAGCUCACGCCCUUGGGCUAUCACUUGGCUUCCCUGCCCGUCGAUGUCAGGAUUGGGAAGCUCAUGCUGUUUGGCACCAUAUUCCGCUGCCUGGAUCCCGCGCUGACCAUCGCAGCCAGCCUGGCCUUCAAGUCGCCCUUCGUGUCACCAUGGGAUAAAAGGGAAGAAGCAAACAAAAAGAAGCUGGAGUUUGCAGUAGGAAAAAGUGACUAUCUGGCUCUUCUUCAGGCCUAUAAGGGAUGGUGUUUAAGUACCAAAGAGGGCUCUCAGGCGAGCUACACCUACUGCAGGGAAAACUUUUUAUCAGGAAGAGUUCUUCAAGAAAUUGCGAGCCUGAAAAGGCAGUUCACAGAACUGCUUUCUGAUAUUGGGUUUGUGAAGGAAGGGUUAAGAGCCAGGGACAUGGAGAAGAAGUGCUGCCAAGGCGGAGAUGGUGUGUUGGAUGCCACAGGAGAAGAGGCAAAUUCGAAUGCAGAGAACAUCAAGCUGAUCUCAGCUAUGUUGUGUGCUGCGCUGUAUCCCAAUGUUGUCCAGGUGAAAAUGCCAGAGGGCAAAUACCAGAAGACUAGUGCAGGAGCAGUUAAAAUGCAACCAAAAGCAGAAGAGGUGAAGUUUGUUACCAAAAAUGAUGGUUAUGUUCACAUUCACCCUUCCUCUGUGAAUUAUCAGACGAGGCACUUUGAGAGCCCUUACCUGGUGUACCACGAGAAGAUCAAGACCAGCCGCGUGUUCAUUCGAGACUGCAGCAUGGUGUCAGUGUACCCCCUGGUCCUCCUCGGAGGCGGGCAGGUUCACACACAGCUGCAGAAGGGAGAAUUUGUCAUUUCCCUUGACGAUGGCUGGAUACGAUUUGCGGCUGCCUCACACCAGGUGGCUGAGCUGGUGAAGGAGCUACGUUGUGAACUAGACCAGCUGCUGCAGGACAAAAUCAAGAAUCCCAGCAUGGACUUAUGCAUGUGUCCCCGUGGAUCACGGAUCAUUGGCAUGAUUGUAAAACUUGUGACCACACAGUAACAUGAGAGCACCUUCCUUUGAGGAUGCUGUUCGCUACUGCCCAAGA